AUCAUAGUGAAUAUUUCAAUAUCAGACAUUUGGCAGUUGCUGAAGUGUAAGGUCGGCCAUCUAACCAGAUUGCAACGAUAAUGAAGACAUUCAGUGCCAUAUGCUGCCUGUUGCCCACUUUGCUGAUGGCGUCCGCGGCGGCUAACCCAGAUGAGAAGUUGUACCAAUUGAAGUUCCGACUGACUCCAACAGUAGGCAGGAACCAAGCGCAGGACAUUGGCACCAUCAAAACACUUCUUAAUGAUAUCCCUGGCAUUGACGUCCUUCAUCUUUUUUAAGGAGCUAGCCAAUCCCUACAUCCUUGCAGUUGUGGACGUGGAAGAUGACUGCCGGUGGCCGGCACUGACCGAUGUACUGUUCAGUAUGGAUGACCAGUUCUCAGCUGUACCACUCUAUGGCUGUGACAACUUUGCCAAGGAACUGGGUGUGGAGCUGACCGGUUUGACCAGAAACUUCGGAAACGGGACGCUGCACGUCACAGAGAUGCUUUUCUACCAAGCCGGGCACACGACUGAUGAAUACAUGGACAUCCUGAAGGAUCUGCUCACCACAACAAACAACGUGAUUGGAAAUAACAUUGCAAAGAUGACGUGUUUCAGAGUGCUGUCCGACGUGCCAAUCAGGAUGAUCUAUUUGAGCAACGUUCAUCCAUCUCAAAACGAAAUGUUGAUAAAACAGUUCAAGGUAGCAGAAAGAGCACAGGUCACCGUCAGAGCCUACGACAACCUGAAUGAUUACGUUUGCUAGAAAUAUGAAAUAUGUAGACCGUAAAUAGCCCAGAGACACAAUACACGCGUUUCGUUUACAGCUAUUUUAAUAUUUGCUUUGCACCACUAUUAAACAUAAUAAUGUAAAACACAAUUUAUCAACACGAAAUAAAUAAAGAGAAUUUUAUA
Haliotis rubra (blacklip abalone) is the source of this 896-nucleotide messenger RNA. RefSeq lists its product as uncharacterized. The coding region runs from base 241 to 747 and encodes 168 amino acids. Lineage: Eukaryota; Metazoa; Mollusca; Gastropoda; Lepetellida; Haliotidae. The record is from RefSeq and is a predicted model, not a curated record. The transcript is spliced from 6 exons.